CACAGCCAGGCGGACAGCAGGGAGGGAGCCUGGACCGGGAACAAUAGACAGGAACGGAUUCUGCCCUGAAAGAGGCAACAAACCGAAGAAAGCAGCCCGAGGAGAGGCUGAUGGAGGCGCACGAGCGCCCGGAGGACACGUGAGCAAGAAGGAGCACGAGCCCGCGGCUUGUUUCUUCCGUCCUUUGUCCUGAGGGUUUUACUGAACCGGAUUCUGGGAUGAACCCCGCGGAAGCGGCCGAGGAGGCGCCCAGCGACCCCGACACUGAUGCCUUCUACAAAACAGGCUCCUUCAGGACUGAGGGCAUAAAGGCCUCUGAUGUUCUGCCCAUGCUAAAGGAGAAAGUCGCCUUUGUGUCCGCGAGGACGUCUGCAAACGUGGCUUCACCGUCAUCAUCGACAUGCGCGGCUCGAAGUGGGAACUGAUCAAACCUCUGCUGAAAACGCUGCAGGAGUUCUUCCCAGCAGAGAUUUGUGUGGCGCUCAUCAUCAAACCAGAUAACUUCUGGCAGAAACAGAAGACAAACUUCGGCAGUGCAAAGUUUUCCUUUGAGACCAACAUGGUGUCAGUCGAAGGUCUAGCCAAACUGGUAGACCCUUCGCAGCUGACGGAGGACUUUGAAGGCUCUCUGGACUAUAACCAUGAGGAGUGGCUAGAGCUGAGGGUUUCUCUGGAAGAGUUCAUGUCCAGCGCAGUUCACCUGUUGUCCAGACUGGAGGACCUACAGGAGCUUUUGUCCAAGAAGGAGUUUCCUGCAGAUGUGGAAGGAUCUCGUCGGUUGAUAGAAGAACACACACAGUUGAAGAAAAAGGUACUGAAAGCACCAGUGGAGGAGCUCGACCGGGAAGGACAGAGGCUGCUGCAGUGCAUUCGAUCUAGUGAUGGGUUUUCAGGAAGGAACUGCAUCUCUGGUUCUGCUGAUUUCCAGAGCCUAGUGCCCAAGGUGGCCAGUCUUCUGGAUAAGCUCCACUCCACCAGGCAGCAUCUCCACCAGAUGUGGCACGUCAGGAAGCUGAAACUGGACCAGUGUUUUCAGCUCCGCCUGUUCGAACAGGACGCAGAGAAG
Messenger RNA from Austrofundulus limnaeus, 1066 nucleotides. RefSeq names its product kalirin. Gene Ontology annotation, molecular function: guanyl-nucleotide exchange factor activity. Gene Ontology annotation, biological process: axon guidance. NCBI's taxonomy places the organism in Eukaryota, Metazoa, Chordata, Actinopteri, Cyprinodontiformes, Rivulidae. The record is from RefSeq and is a predicted model, not a curated record. Gene Ontology annotation, cellular component: extrinsic component of membrane; cytoplasm.